Molecule: messenger RNA, 2844 nt
Organism: Effrenium voratum
Lineage: Eukaryota; Dinophyceae; Suessiales; Symbiodiniaceae
Source: the annotation of a GenBank genome assembly
AUGGAAGUGGGGAGGACUGGGGGCCUAGGCCUUCGACCGUGUCACAAGGAGAUAAGGUUCCGCGUUUGCGAAGUUGACCACUUGCAUUGCGCCAUUUCUCAUCAGGUCGGAUACCGGGAGCACGUCUCCAUCACUGACGAGGUGGCCACCCUCUCCGUGAUGGGCACCGCCUUGCGGCACCUGGGCCCCGCGAGCCUCCCGGACUGCAGUCUGGCCCAUGCAUCGGAGAGCCGGGAUGACGCAGGGCGCCUCUCCCGCUGCUGCAUGUGUGGCGAGGCCAUGGUUCCCAACAUCCUUCUGGCCACCAUCGACUUUCCAGAAGGCCUACCGAUAAUGGGCAGGAGUGAGCUGGUGGAGGCCAGGGUGGUCCGCCUAAAGCGGAAGGUGGCCGGGGAGGCCCACGCGCAGGACCUCUCAGAGGCCUUGCCUUUUCUUGAGCUGGAGCUGCACAAGCAGCCGGGGACCGGCGCGUUGGGGAUGGCCGAGGAGUGCCGAUCAGCACUGGAGGACAAGCUGGGGGAGGCUCCCGACAAGCCCAGGCAGCGGCUGGAAGCCGACCGCGGCGUGGCCUUCGCCUUGGCUGAGGAAUUGAAGAAUUGCACCGACGAGUUAAACUCCACAGGCAUGGUGAACGCGAGCGGCUUCCAGGAGUGCAAGGAUAAGGCCCUGGCAUCGCUGAAGCUUCUAAAGGGCACCAACGUAACCAAAGAGGAGUUCGAGGCCAUGCUGAGGAAGGCAGCAGAGGAGCGCAUGCGAAUGGUUGUCAAGGAAUGCAUGACUGUGGCCAGCACAGAGGCGGAGAAGGAUGCCUGCUUUACGAGCAUGGAAGCAAAGAGGGCAGCUGCCAAGAUCAGCGGCAUGGAUCCAAGUGAGUUCAAGGAGGGCGACCUGAAAGAGGCCAUGCGCCAUGGGGCAGCCAGAGACAUGGCCCAGGAGAUGCAGGUAUGUAUGAAGACUGCGUCAACGAACGAGGCCAAGCGAGGCUGCAUGAAGACAGACUCAUUGAAGGGCUCGGUGGCGGAGAGCUUGGGCAAGGACAGGGACAAGGUGAAGGACUCAGAAGUGAGGGAGUUCCUGGAGGAAGGGGCCCUGGAGGACCUAUGGUCGCUGAUGGAGAGCUGCCCGGAGGAGGAGAAGACGCAGUGCGUGGCUGCGGCCAAGGAGACCUUGGGCACCGCCAUGGGCAAGACUGCGACCGACAUCAGCGACCAGAUGCUCAGGAAGGUCCUGCAAAGGGCGAUGCAGAAGCUCGGCCGAUCCGUACGUCCAAUGAAGAAGCUGGGCGAGCAAAUGGAGGCGUGCAUGGAGGCGGCUGAGGAUGACGAUGCUCGGAAACAAUGCAAAGACAUCCUCGCCGAAGCCGCUGUCAAGGUGGGGGGCGGCGAAGGCCCCAGGGGCAAGACAGAGCUGGCGCUGAUGGACGCGGGUCGUAGCGCUGCCAAGGAGCAUGGCAAGGACUGCGCGGAGUCUAGGGAGGUGUGCAUGCGGUUGCUGAAAGAGAAGGCAGCCCAGUCCAUGGGCAUGAGGCCGGACGAGAUGACGGACAUGGCUGUGGAGCGUCUCAACAUGGAAGGCGCCAAGGGCGCAGCCAGGGAUGCCGCCAGGGCGUGCGCAGAGGCCAAGGAGGCGGAUAACAGCGCGACCUGCGAGGACGUGCUGGAGGUGUUCAAAGCAGCGCGGAAGAAGGACUCUGACGACUCGGAGGAGAGGCGCAUCAAGCAGGACAUGGCCAAGGAUCUCGACAAGGAGGACAUGAAGGUGUGCCUGAACGAGGAUGCCAAGGCAAGCUUUACGGCCUGCAUGCAGAACAUCGGUGGCACUGAGAAGGUCAAGGACGAACUCUUCAAGGACAUGCCGGAAGCCCGCAAGGAGGCCAAAAAAAAGCGCGCUAAGGAUGAGGCUGCUGUGGAAGCCAUGGGCGAGCUGUUCAAGGCCUGCAUGGAAUCCGCAACCACCGAGGAGGAAAAGGGACUGUGCAUGGAGGAAAUGAAGAGCAAGAAGGAGCUGGCAGACCUCAAGGACGAUGUUGAGGAUGUCGUCAUGAAGUUCCAGCGGAACGUGGUGGCGGAGGCAGCCCGCGUUUGCGACAAGAGCAAGCGCAAGGAAUGCGUGGACGCAGCCAAGGCGGAGCUGAAGAAGAUGGGGUUGAAGGAGCGUGCCUUCGGCGUGGUGAAGAAGCUCGCUGAGAUCAAGGCGGCGGCUGAGACCUACGCUGCGUGCCAGGAGGCGUCCAGCACAGAGAACAGCACCUGCAUUCAAUUGGCGCAGGCGACCUUUGAAGAGAUCAGCGGCUCCACCGAGAUUUGGGACGACGAGCUUGCCGCCAAGGUGACGGACCUGGGCAACGCAAUGCUUGAGGGCCGCGACAUUCUGAUCCGGAAGCUGAAGCAAAUUGUUGUGGAGAUGGUGUCUGACGCUACAAACUGCUCAGAAGAAAUGCUCACCAAUAUCAUGGACAAGGUGGCAAACAUCUCCGGCGGCUUCAUGGGCAAGAACUCGUCCAACUCCUCACGGAAUAUCACGAACAAACUUUGCAGGAUAGCUUGGGGCUUCGGGCGCUUCUUCUGCAAGAUCCACACGGAGGACCUGGGCGAUGACGAGAUGGCCAAUCUGUCCGACUUCCUCGCAGCAGACAUGGAACUCACCGAGCUGAGCAGGCGACUCACUCAGAGGCGUUUGGCCACAAUCACAGAGACCUAUGCGGAUCAGGAGUCAGAGGAGACUGCCGCCACCGAGCCCUACGAAACCACCACCCAGCAGAUCGGGAUCUCCGUCAGCUGCACGACGACGCUUUCAGUUCUGUCCGCAGUGGUUGCGAUGAUGUCCACGACUGCAGCCCUGUGA